This is a messenger RNA of Notolabrus celidotus (New Zealand spotty), 3669 nucleotides long. It is a transcript of the gene tmem63a, whose product is annotated as transmembrane protein 63A. The record is from RefSeq and is a predicted model, not a curated record. Gene Ontology annotation, molecular function: calcium-activated cation channel activity. Lineage: Eukaryota; Metazoa; Chordata; Actinopteri; Labriformes; Labridae. The transcript is spliced from 23 exons. Gene Ontology annotation, cellular component: plasma membrane. The coding region runs from base 247 to 2622 and encodes 791 amino acids.
AGAAAACACAGAAGGGUGUUCCGGCUUCUGUUUCACCUGCAGAGGCUCGAGGAAUGAUCAGAAUUAGAAGCACGAGACAGCAGCAGCCUGUUCAGCGGCUUCGUCAGCGCAUGCGCAAAACAUGAUGGUGGAGAGAGCGGCCGCGACGAAGUGAAACAUAUUUCAAGUGUUUACAGUAGAAAGAAGUUUCAUUCUGGCGGAAUAAAAGACCACAAUACAGGCCAAACUUGUGGUUCCUCCUCAGUGAUGUCUUCCCCGUGGUGGGGGCAGUGGCCCCUGCUGGCCAACGAUGGUGCCUCUCUCCCUAUAUUCCCGGACAACAGUAGCUGCUUAGGCCCCUCUCAGAACUCUGCACUCAGCGGCCCUAACUUUGGGGGCGUGCCAGUUGUGCUACUGCUCGAUUUCUCUGUCUUCCUGGUGUUACUGAUCCUCUUCUCCUUCAUCAGGAGGAAGUUCUGGGACUACGGGCGUCUGGCAUUAGUUGCAGACACAGAGGGGUUCACAGAGUCCAAACACCGCCGCUAUGGACGCAUGUCUUCUGUUUUGUCCAGCGUUGAAGACCCUGAGUAUGAAUUGGGAUUCUGCUCUUGGUUGCCUUACAUCCUCAGAAUGGAUGAAGAAAAGAUAAAAGCCAGAUGUGGCAUGGAUGCUGUUCACUACCUGUCCUUCCAGCGUCACCUGAUAGGCCUUCUGAUCGUUAUUACUGUCACCUCACUGGGGAUCAUACUCCCUGUAAACCUGAGCGGAGACCUGCAGGGCAAUGAUCCACAGAACUUCGGAAGGACAACCAUUGGAAAUCUCCCUGCAGGAAAUGACUUGUUGUGGCUGCAUACAGUGUUUGCAGUCCUGUACCUGGUCCUGACACUUCUACUUCUGCGGCACCACACGUCUCAAAUCAAAGGCAUGCGCAGAGAGUCUGCCAGGAACACUUUGUUUGUGUGUUCAGUUCCUAAAACAGCAACAGAGGAAACUGUCAAGACUCAUUUCACAGAGGCGUACCCUUCUUGUCGAGUAUGUGCAGUGACUCUGGGCUAUGAUGUGGCAAAGCUCAUGCACCUUGAUAAAGAGAGGAUGAGAGCUGGAAAAAACCUGCGCUUCUACGAGCGUGUUUUAGAGACUACAGGAAAACGUGAGCUGAUUAACCCCCGAUUGUGUGGUCACCUCCGCUGCUGCGCCCAAUCUGAGAAGGUUGAUGCCAUAGAGUACUAUUGUACAAAAGAAAAAGACCUGCUGGAAGAAGUUAGGAUGCAGGUAGGCCUCGUGCCAGAGCGCCCCCUAGGGAUGGCCUUCGUCACCUUACAGACAGAGGCCAUGGCCAAGUUCAUUCUGAAAGACUUCAAUGCACUCGAGUGUGGCGGCACAAGCUGCUGCGGGAGGGUCCGCCAACCGUCAUCCAAUUAUGAAACUCUGAAAGUGAACAAGUGGUGGGUCAGCUUUGCACCGCAUCCCAAAAAUGUGUUCUGGGAGAAUCUCUCUGUGCGAGGUUUCCGAUGGUUCAUCCGCUACCUGAUGCUCAACUUCUUCCUCUUCUUCCUCCUCACCUUCCUCACAACUCCCACUAUCAUCAUCAGCACCAUGAACAAGUUCAAUGUGACAAGGCCUAUAUACUACCUUAACAGCCCGAUCAUCACUCAGUUCUUCCCAACUCUCCUGCUGUGGGCUUUCUCUGCACUGCUGCCAACUAUAGUCUACUACUCCACACUAGGAGAGGCACAUUGGAGCAGGUCCAGUGAGCAGCUGAGCAUGAUGCGUAAGCUGUACUUCUUCCUGCUCUUCAUGGUGCUCAUCCUGCCCUCGCUAGGACUCACAAGUCUUGCUGUGUUUUUUCGCUGGCUGUUUGACAAAGAGUUUCUCGCAGGUGGGAAACUCAGGUUUGAGUGUGUAUUCUUACCUGACCAAGGAGCGUUCUUCGUCAACUACGUGAUCACGGCUGCCCUUGUCGGCUCCGGGAUGGAGAUGCUGCGCUUACCAGGGUUACUGCUUUACAUCAUUCGUAUGGCAUGUGCUCGCUCUGCUGCUGAGAGGAAAUAUGUCAAGCAGAACCAGGCGUACGAGUUUGAGUAUGGAGCCAUGUACGGCUGGAGCUUGUGUGUGUUCACCGUCAUUAUGGCGUACAGCAUCACAUGUCCUAUCAUUGUGCCUUUUGGUCUCCUCUACAUGAUGCUGAAGCAUCUGGUGGACAAACACAACAUGUACUUUGCCUACCUGCCUGCUCGGCUGGAUCGUCAGGUCCACCUGGCAGCUGUCAAUCAAGCUCUGGCCGCGCCCAUCAUCUGUCUGAUAUGGCUGUACUUCUUCUCUGUCCUCAGAACAGGUUUCUGGGCUCCCACGUCUUUAUUCACACUUGUGGUUUUGUUCAUCACUGUCUUCAUCUGUGUUGGCUACACCUGCUUCGGCCAUUUCAAGUACCUCAGUCCUCACAACUAUGAGGUGAAACAGGAGGAUGAGGAUACAGCAGAGGGAGUGGAGGACAACACCACGGUCUACCUCCCCCGAGUGCUUAAUCCCAAAUCUCCUGCCAGCACCCCACAGGAGGCAAAAGCUGAGAAGUGUUACGGCUCUACAGAAGGAAGCCCGACCUUCAACGCCAGCCCAGUGGAGGGAAGCAUAUCGGAAGCUUGAAGCAGCUCUUUUCCAACUCUGAUGCAUCAAAGCUUUGGAUUUAGGAUCCCUUCUACUCCUUAUCUUGAAUUUGUUUACAUCACAAUAAUGUCAACAUUGAAGUUUGAUUUCAACUCAGACAUUCAAAAUGCUCUCUAGAUGUUACUAGAGAGGAAAGUGCAGUGGAUUAGAAACAUCCACCAUUUAGGAAAAUAUGUUGUGUAAAAUAUUUUAAUCAUUGUUUGCACUUGAUCAGCAAAGCGCGCACAUUCUUUGGAAACCUGCUUUGCCGUCUUAUGUCCGCCAUUGUUUUUUUUUUAAUGAGACCUCUCUGAUAGAAACAACUUCACCAAGUAAUGUUCGGCCACAAUUUCCUGUCAAAUGUAAGCCUUCCUUUUUGCAUAAAAUUACUGAAAUUAUUAUUUUUUUGCACAUGCCAAAGCUAAUUAUUCAAGUAUUAGCAGGACAAGAUAAUUAAGCCUGUGACACUGAUGCCAAAGAAGUAGGCAAGCAGAGCUUGCUGUUCUUUGUCCGGUUUAUAAUUCUUCACAGUGCCUUUUUUUAAUGCCAGAGGACAACACAUGCCAAGGGAAUAACUUAUUGCCGAAUGUUAAUUAUAAAAUUUGUGAGAAGAGAGAAGAGAAUCGUGUUUACUAACAAAAGUUUACUAUCUUUACAUUUGUAGUUAGACAAUAGAACAAGUAGCUGUGUUUGUAUAGUAGAAGUAGCAACCAAGAUUUCAUCAACAAUGGUCUAAGCCUACAUUUUCAUACAUGUGAGAUCAGAUGUUUUAGCAACAAUGAAGGAAUGUUUUAAACAGGUCGGUAUAUCAUUAUUUGUAUUUCAUAUACUGGUACAUUGAAGUUGUGUUUUACUCUUUUAUUUUAAUGUGCCUUUGAACAAGGAACUAACUGCUGAAAUGUAACUGUACUGUGGUCAUAGGGGUAUGGAAGUUUAACAGAUAGGAAUUCUUCUGGUUGCAUAUUUUUAGAGAAACUCAACCUUAGCGCUGUAUGUGAUGGUAGAAAUGUCAACAUUAACAGUCAAAAAAUACAAACUUUGCAGCUA